This is a messenger RNA of Pocillopora damicornis (cauliflower coral), 960 nucleotides long. RefSeq names its product adenosine receptor A2a. Gene Ontology annotation, cellular component: plasma membrane. Gene Ontology annotation, biological process: G protein-coupled receptor signaling pathway. Gene Ontology annotation, molecular function: G protein-coupled receptor activity. Lineage: Eukaryota; Metazoa; Cnidaria; Anthozoa; Scleractinia; Pocilloporidae. The record is from RefSeq and is a predicted model, not a curated record.
AUGUUUGCUGAUUUAGAGGUCGAUACAGGCCGAUGCACUUUAACUUACAUGAAUGGGGCAUUUUUCAUCGCUGUAAAUUGCUUGUUAAGCGUGGUUGGAAGUUUUGGGAACAUUCUUGUAUGCCUAACUGUCCUACUCACACCAAACCUGCGAGUUGUGUCAAAUUUCUGCAUCGUGAAUCUAGCUUUAGCCGAUCUGAUGGUCACCAUGGUAGCUCAGCCACUAGCUAUUUCGAUCUUCGUUGGUAAACUUGACGGAACUUGUUAUGUUAGAGCUGAAUACGCUGCUCGCUUCAUUGGAAACUUGUCUUGUGCGGUUUCCAUUUUGACUUUAGCCACAAUGAGUUUCGAACGAUGUUUUGUCAUUCUAAAACCCAUGAAAUAUAAAGCCACAAUCACUAAAGGAUUUCUAAAGUCCAUUUUGGGUUUUCAUUGGUGUUCGGCCUGGAUUGUUCCUCUCUUAGACGCAUUUGUUGAGGAUAAACUUGUGUACAUAUAUUUUAUUCUCGUUGGCAUGAUUGCCUUGUAUUCAGUUGUAAUUGUCUGUUAUUCGGUAAUCUUCAUAACUGUUCGAAAACAAAACACCCUGAGGCAAAGAGAGCUUCAAGACCACCAAGCUGCAGGCGGAGAAAAAGAAAAAAAACUGGCAUUGACUAUUGCACUUGUGAUCGGUUUCUUCACAAUAUGCUGGGCAUCUUUUGGUUUCCACAUCGCCAUUAACCCACAGAAAAACUAUGGAGUAAGCUACAUCGCACCUAUCACGGCUAGUUUUGCAAACUCUGCCAUAAAUCCUAUCAUCUACUUUUACCGAAACAAAGGAUACCGCGAUGCUUUGAGAAAAAUUUGCCGUAAGUGUCGUCGCAGAAACACUGUUACACCGUUAGAGCCGCUGCAAAAUGUAUGUGGCAGUUCAACUCCGGCAAAUACGAAGAGAAUAAUCCUCAGAGAAAGUAAGAUGUAA